AUGUCCGCCGGCAACGCAAGACACGCGCGCCCCGCGACCCACGACGACAUCCCUGCGAUUUGGGAAAUCGACUCUUCAGCCACCAGCAAGUUCGGCAGCAUCCCAACUCUGGCAGAUCUGGCCGACCCCGCGGAAAGUGAUCAGAAAUUCCAGGAGUACCUUGGAAAUGGCCGGGUCUACGUCGUUGAAGAAGCCGGGCAGUUGAUGGGCUACGUUGCGGUGUGCUCUGCGGACGACGCGGUAUUCAUAGAGGAAAUUGCCGUCCAUGCGGAUCACCAAAGGAAAGGCGUUGGAGAGAUGCUUUUGGGUGCGGUUCUGAGGGAUGCAGAACGUGCUGCUAAGAGUGGAGGGCGCAAGGUCGCGCGCAUUUCUUUGACGACUUAUGCUGAUGUACCUUGGAAUGGCCCGUGGUACAAGAAGCAUGGUUUCAGUGAGGUUGAGGCCAAAACUAUUGGGCCGUGGCAUGCAGAGAAAUCAACAUCCGAAGAAGAACGAUCGCUAGACCGUGCUGGCUACCGCCGCAUCUGCAUGCUCUUGGAAAAGACACUGGAAUGA
Molecule: messenger RNA, 555 nt
Organism: Neohortaea acidophila
Lineage: Eukaryota; Fungi; Ascomycota; Dothideomycetes; Mycosphaerellales; Teratosphaeriaceae
Product: acyl-CoA N-acyltransferase
Exons: 2
Coding region: 1-555 (184 amino acids)
Molecular function (GO): acyltransferase activity, transferring groups other than amino-acyl groups
Source: RefSeq, a predicted model, not a curated record